Molecule: messenger RNA, 744 nt
Organism: Parasteatoda tepidariorum (common house spider)
Lineage: Eukaryota; Metazoa; Arthropoda; Arachnida; Araneae; Theridiidae
Product: zinc finger protein 468
Source: RefSeq, a predicted model, not a curated record
AUGGCACAUCUCUGUUGCUUAUGUCUGAAGGAAUUUUCUAAUCGAGAAUACCUUGAGUUUCAUUGGCUGCUUCAUUUAAAAGAAAAGGUUCCAUUUCAUAAGGGGAGCAGUCUUAAAAGUCUAUUGCAAGUUCAAUCCCAUAAAAACUCAUCUGGCAUUUCCCCUAAUUCUCUAACUUCAAACACACUUCUUCACGCCAAGGACGAUAAUUGCAAAGAAAAACUUCAUGUAUGCCAUUUAUGUCAAAAAAGAUUCACAGUAAAAGGAAACUUAGAUCGACAUCUUCUUAUUCAUGCACAUAAUAAACCCUAUAAAUGCAAUUCAUGUGGUAGAGAAUUCACGCAAAAGACACAUCUUGAAAAACAUCUGUUUAUACAUGGCAAUGUAAAACCCCACACUUGUGAGGUUUGCGGGAAAGGAUUUUCUGUUAAAGGCAAUCUAGAAAGGCAUUUCCUAAUUCAUACCAAUAAUAAACCUUUUGUUUGCAAAUUAUGUUUUAAAGCUUUUUCUCAAAAGAGUCAUUUACAUAAUCAUCAGGCAAUACACUCACCAAUAAAAUCUCAUCUGUGUACUAUUUGUGGGAAAGGAUUUUCUGCUAAAGGCAAUCUUGAUCGCCAUUAUCUUAUACAUACAAAUGUGAAACCUCAUAUGUGUGAAAUAUGUGAUAAAAAGUUUACUCAAAAGAGUCAUCUUCAAAAACAUCAAGUCACUUGUUCUGAGAAAAAAAGAAAUUUUUUAAUGUAA